Messenger RNA from Habropoda laboriosa, 4223 nucleotides. It is a transcript of the gene Rich, whose product is annotated as guanine nucleotide exchange factor subunit Rich. The transcript is spliced from 16 exons. Gene Ontology annotation, cellular component: Golgi membrane; Ric1-Rgp1 guanyl-nucleotide exchange factor complex; cytosol. Gene Ontology annotation, molecular function: protein binding. The record is from RefSeq and is a predicted model, not a curated record. Gene Ontology annotation, biological process: retrograde transport, endosome to Golgi; intracellular protein transport. Lineage: Eukaryota; Metazoa; Arthropoda; Insecta; Hymenoptera; Apidae. The coding region runs from base 33 to 4223 and encodes 1396 amino acids.
ACGUAACAAGCGGACAAUCUUAAGGAGAAAUCAUGUUUUUCCCUAUCGGAUGGCCACGAGUUCUAAAUACGAUAGAACCGGAAAAGAUAACUGCAGUUGUAUGCAACAGGGAUAAAAUACUUUUUGCUGUUUUGACAACGGAUGCUCUUACCAUUUGGUACUGCAAGCCAUGUGUACCUAUUGUAUUUAUCAGACGAACUGCAGAUUCAUUAAAGAAACAUGGUGACAAUAUUUUGAUACAAUGGAGACCAGAUUCUAGUAUGCUAGUUAUUGCGACUUCGGAUAGCUAUCUUCUAUUUUAUCGGUUGCAAGAUACUAGUCCAGAAGGAAGGGGUCUCUAUGAACAAAGAGACUCUCCAGUUACUAGUUUAAGAAGAGAUAGUGCUGAACUUUUUAUUAAAGAAGUUAUCCCUUCCUUAGUUUUAACAUUUGAAAAAUCAGCUUGGAUAGAUGGUGGAAUCAGUUCUUUAGUUUGUAUACGUGAUGAGCUUAUGGUAGCUACAAAAACAAGUCAUGUAAUACGUCAUAAGUGGGAUGGUACAGUAAAUAGAGAUUAUUCUCUUGAUUUAAGGAGAAUACCAUUCAGUGUAGAUCAACAGAUAUGUACUGUAGCUGUACCACUUACUGAGAACAAUGUGUAUGUUACCGAUAUUGAAUAUUCUCCUUUAGUUGGUGGAUUUGCAAUUGUACUCAACACUGGCAAGGCAGCAUUUCUCACAGCACAGUCAUUGAAGUUUGAUCCUAAUCAAGUUCAAGGAAUUUGGGCUAGAGAUAUUGAUGAUGCUACUUGUGCAGCUGUAAAUCAUAAAUAUCGUCUCAUUGCAAUUGGAAGACAAAAUUCUGAAGGUGUAGUCUAUUAUGUUGAUGAAACAACAGGAAGUUUAGAAAUGUCACAUAUAUUAAGGUUAUCCUCAAAAGAUUAUCCAGGAAGACCAGGUUCUGUAAAAUGUUUGAGGUGGACUCCUGAUAGUUGUGCCAUUGCAUUGGCUUGGGAAGGUGGUGGCCUGGCAAUAUGGAGUACAUUUGGUGCUCUUUUACUCUGUACUUUAAAAUGGGAUUAUGGUUUGAGAGUAGAUUUAACACAUGACAAUCCAUUGCAUAUCCAUACAAUGGAAUGGUCUGCAGAAGGUUAUCAACUUUGGAUGUUAAGAGAAUCUCCAGAUCCUCCUUUGACUGAAGAAAAUGGAAAUGAAGAAACUAAUUCGAAGUGUUCUUUAAUACAGUUAGAUUUUGUAAAAAGUCCUUUGACUAUUAAUCCUUGCAUGAGCCAUCAUGGACAUUUGUAUUUACAAGGUGAAGAUAGAUUAUAUUUAAAUCUUGGCGGUGGAAUUUCUACAAACACUUCAACUUUUCAUAUUGGCAGUUAUACUGCUAUUGAUAAUGAAGGUAUAAGUAUAGCUGUAGCUGGACGUACAGGGUUAGCUCAUUAUUCUUUACCUUCACGGAAAUGGAAACUUUUUGGCAAUGAAACUCAAGAGCGUGAUUUUAUCGUAACAGGAGGAUUAUUGUGGCAUCGAGGUUUUUUAAUAGCCAGUAGUUAUUCAAUAUUAGAUGACAAAGAUGAAGUUAGAAUAUAUCCACGUGAUACACGUUUGGAUAAUAAUUAUGUUAGAACUGUUAGAAUGCCAUCACAGGUGUUACUGCUCAAUACAUUAAAAGACAGGCUUUUAACAUUUUGUGCCAAUGCACAAAUUAGCAUUUAUGAUAUGGUAAUAGAAAGCAAUAAUGAUGCAGGGAGUGUAGAAUUAACGAGAUUACAAACUGUAGAUAUCAGUGGACUUUGUGUUCACCCUGCUUGUGUUGUCAGUGCCACUUUAACUACUAUUCGUGCAGAAACAGCUGGAAGUCAUCCACAUCCUGAAAGUAUUCUGUUAAACGUAUCAGGGCGUCUCCUUAUGGUUCAACGAGAACAUUGUACUGAUAACUCAGAAGUUCUGUUUACGUGCAGUGCUCCAACAGUAUUAGCUUCUUAUGUAGAAAAUGUUUGGGUACCAUGGAGAUCAAGAAGAGAUAAACCACAUUUAACAGAAGCAUUAUGGUUAUUUUGCGGUGCUCACGGCAUGCGUGUUUGGCUUCCACUGUUUCCAAGAAAUCAUCAAGAAAAAACGCAUACAUUUAUGAGCAAGAGAAUAAUGUUGCCUUUUCAUUUACGUAUUUAUCCGUUAGCUAUAUUAUUCGAGGAUGCUAUUUUAUUAGGAGCAGAAAAUGAUACAGUACUUUUUACUUCGGAUACUAACUCUCCAUUUUCGUUGCCAUUCAGUUUAUUAGAACUUACAAGUCAAGUUUAUCUUCAUCAAAUAUUACGACAACUUAUCCACCGUAAUUUGGGCUAUCAUGCAUGGGAAAUUGCUCGUUCUUGUUCUGCACUGCCAUACUUUCCACAUUCAUUAGAACUGUUACUUCAUGAGGUACUAGAAGAAGAAGCCACUAGUAAAGAACCAAUCCCGGAUGCUCAGUUGCCUUCCGUGGUGGAGUUCAUUCGUGAAUUUCCAGGAGUGUGGGCUAGAGCAGUUGUACAAUGUGCCAGAAAGACUGAAAUAGCACUCUGGCCUUAUUUAUUUUGUGUUGCUGGACCGCCGAAGAAACUAUUGCAAGAUUGUUUGCAACGUCAACAACUCGAUACUGCUGCUAGUUACUUAAUAAUUUUGCAGAACCUUGAACCAUCAAUUGUUAGUCGACAACAUGCUACUUUGUUAUUAGAUGCUGCUCUAGAACAAGGAAGAUGGGAACUUUCAAAAGAUCUUGUUCGUUUUCUCAGAGCGAUUGAUCCAAACGAUGUGGAAUCGCCAAGAACAUCGUGGGGUGGAACAUCAAAAUUAGGAGGCCCUCCACAAACCCCACCACUUUCACCUCAUGAAGAUGACUUAUCUUUAGUGUUAGGAACUAUGCAGGUUUCGAGAAGUCGAAGUUACAGUACUACAGUGACACCUAAAGUACAAUCUGAUUCCGUGGCCAAAGAUAUAGCUCCGUCUUCAAUGCUAGAAAAAACUAGAAAUGUAGUUAUGAGGCGGAAGAAAUCUGUACCUACAAGUGCUUCUAAAACUGAAAAGGCUGAGAACAAAGAAGGCUCAGCAGAAGAAUUUUUUAUUGACGUAAUUCUACAGCGUCAUGCUCGUCGAUUACUUUCAGCGAAACGACUCGCAGAUUUAGGCAGAUUCGCUGCACGAUUAGACUUUCAUUUAGUUACGUGGUUUGCUAGAGAACGCGAUAGGGCAGCAAAAAUAGAUGAUUAUGUUACGGCAUUGAAAGCAGUACAUGAAGAUUUUCUAUUUGCAUAUCCUGUGCUAUCUCUUCCAACUUUACAAAAGUUUCGGAGAUCUAGCCUUACUUCUUUACGUUCUAUAAGAUCAGUCAGUUUGGAAAGUCCAGAAGAAGAACCAUUAAAUUCCAGUUUUGCCGUUGAUUUGCCAGAUAGUGGUUACACUAGCUUACCAAGCGGAAGACCACCUUAUACUACAUUGGUUUCUCCCGUUGCAAGUUUAGAAACACAAUUUCCCGCUACGGAAACAAAAUUAGCAGCAAAUAUGUUACAUGAUGCUAAUAGCGUUCUUAGUGAUAGUAGUACUAUUUGGAGAGAUGAUACCGAAUCAAUCGUUGGAACUGGAGUUGGAACAGUUUGUUGGGUAUCACCAGAUCCGAUAGAACAAACGGAAGUUCAUAACAUUUCACCUUGUGCGCCUAUAAGUCGUGCAGAAGUACAACUUAGAUAUCUUUUACAAUUAUUUUUGGAAGGUGGUUGCUUAGGAUGGGCUGCAGUAUUAGCAACAGUUUUACGCGAUGCACCUGCUAUGGCUAGAACUAUCAGAGCAGCACAUGCGCCUAUGCAAACCUUUGACUCUGUAAUUAAUUUAAGAGAUGGUCUUUUUAUACUAACUAGGUGGUCUACCUCUGAAUGUUUGGGGUAUAGACCAUUUAUGUCAAGUAUACAAGGUCAAAUUUCUUUAUUGAACAGACUAGUUGUAACAAAACAACAACAAGAACAAGAGCAGAUACCGGAGAGUCCUUCUCCUAGUCCAGCACCAUCUGCAAGUAGCAAUCAAAGAGGAAAUUUAUCUCGAUCUCGGCACUCCUCUAUUAGUCAUACUUCAACAACUGCUGCACUAGAGGAAGAACGAUCCCACGAAUUACCUUUAAACGUUGAAGACGUGACUUUUCGAGGUAGUUACAGCAAUCUCAAUAAUAUGGAAAAUACUACUUCACAAUCUACAUGUGUAAUCUCUUAA